This is a messenger RNA of Rhineura floridana, 2009 nucleotides long. It is a transcript of the gene EIF5A, whose product is annotated as eukaryotic translation initiation factor 5A. NCBI's taxonomy places the organism in Eukaryota, Metazoa, Chordata, Lepidosauria, Squamata, Rhineuridae. The coding region runs from base 260 to 724 and encodes 154 amino acids. Gene Ontology annotation, biological process: positive regulation of translational termination; positive regulation of translational elongation. The record is from RefSeq and is a predicted model, not a curated record. The transcript has 6 exons. Gene Ontology annotation, molecular function: translation elongation factor activity; ribosome binding; RNA binding.
GGCGCCUCCUCUUCCCCCUCCCUCCCAUUGCGGCCGCCUCGCUUUGGGUUGGGUGUUUCCUCGUAGUGCGCGUGCGGCAAAAAAAGAAAAAAAAGCGCGAGAGCGCGAGAAGAGGAGGGAGGCGGGAGGGGGGAAAGGGCAAGAGGAGGCGAUAAGUGCGCGUGCGCACUGCGGGCUGGGUUGCAGCGGCGGCGGCGGCGGGCGGCGGCGGUUGAGCUCGCGGGCGGUUCCCAGCAGUUUCCAUAACAUCUGAUCCACCAUGGCUGAUGACCUAGACUUUGAGACCGGCGAUGCCGGGGCUUCUGCUACCUUCCCCAUGCAGUGCUCCGCUCUCCGCAAGAACGGCUUUGUGGUGCUCAAAGGGCGUCCCUGCAAGAUAGUGGAGAUGUCCACUUCCAAGACGGGGAAGCACGGCCAUGCCAAAGUGCACCUUGUUGGCAUAGACAUCUUCACUGGGAAAAAAUAUGAAGAUAUUUGCCCUUCUACCCACAACAUGGAUGUGCCCAACAUUAAGAGAAAUGACUUCCAGCUUAUUGGGAUCCAGGAUGGGUACCUGUCCCUGCUCCAGGACAGCGGGGAAGUCCGGGAGGACCUACGCCUUCCUGAGGGAGACCUGGGCAAGGAGAUCGAACAGAAAUACGACUGUGGCGAAGAAAUCCUGAUCACCGUACUGUCUGCAAUGACUGAGGAAGCUGCUGUUGCUAUCAAGGCCAUGGCUAAAUAAAGGAAUCACAGGGCAGCAGCAGCAGCAGCGGUGGCAGCUCCAACUUGUUAUGAACCAGAGAGGAUCGCAACCCGCCAACUGUCAGAUUUGGCUCCAAACCACCCAAAUCUUUUUUUUCUUUCCCCUCCUUUAAAAAAAAAAGGCAGAAUCCCCCCACCUCUCCCUUUUGAAUUAAACAAAAGAAAGAAACUUUUUUGUGGUCUUUUUAAACAAAACAGCUGGAUGCUAAUGUAAUAUUCCUUUUAUCAUUAUUCACUUCUUUGGUCCUUCCCCCCGGCCCUCCUCAUCUCCCCCCGUUUCGGGUGCUAGUAACACUACAGCGGUUUUCUGGCAAGAGAAGUUGAGAAUUUGCACUUAAGAAAAGGAAAAUAUUUAAACUGCUAGAAGGAGGGAAAAAACAUUGCAGAAGACUCGUGUUCUUUUUUUAAAUGCUUCUGUUAAGAGGUGGCGUGUUCGGUGGGGAGGAGCUGCCUUUUUUCUGGAACAACAAACUGAGCAAAAAUACUGUUGCGAAUUGCAGUCGCACUCUUUAAACCCUAUCAGAUGUGUUUGUUCUUGUGAGCGUUUCUGUUGAGGCAAAGUGGGAGGAGAGGCUCUUUCCACUGUUGGACGCUUCCCACCCAACCAGUCUCACCCCCCUCUCCUCAUAGCGGUGAUGGUUGCAGCAAUUUGGUCAAUUCUAUUGGACGGCAUCCUUUCUUGUUCUUGGAGGUUACCCAUUUGAUGUGGGGGGUGUUUUGGGGGGGCGGGAGAAUUUACUGCUCUAGUUGCAGAGCUUGCUUAAAAACUCCCUUAAUUGCUUCUAGAGCACAUAAGCCCCAGCCCCUAAAUCUCAAGUGGGGGGCAGGGGGUUCCUGCCAGGCACAGGGAGCACUCUCAAAGAGUGAGAGAAGAAUCGCUCAUGGCUGUCUGGUAAACGUCACGCACCUUUGCCCUCAUCCCACCUGGGCUCUGGUCCCUACCAAUCAUGUUCAAUUUCCUACCCCCUUCCCCUGGCAACCAGUGCUGUAGCUGCCCCAAGCCCCUUUUGCCUUUGGAGCUAGCAACUCUCCAGCCCGCCCCCCCUUCAGGCUGGGUCACUGUAUCCCCACCCAAGAGCUGUUCAAGGUAGGGGUCUUCUGGGGUAGGUAACAAACUAGCACCCCUUGCCUGUCUCCUUGGUUCAUAUUUACUUCCUUCUGCUGUUCACAGGUCAGCACUGUGGCUUCCUCUCCUCCCUCUCCCCUUGUUAAUCCAACACAUUUGUUAAUCAACCUCAAUAAAAACAAGUUUAAUAUGAAAAAAA